This is a messenger RNA of Ilex paraguariensis (yerba mate), 426 nucleotides long. NCBI's taxonomy places the organism in Eukaryota, Viridiplantae, Streptophyta, Magnoliopsida, Aquifoliales, Aquifoliaceae. The record is from the annotation of a GenBank genome assembly.
AUGACGGCUCAAAUUUGUUCAACUUCAUCUUUGCCGAUAACGUACGCUUUGCUCAGUCAACGAAGAAAUCAAAACAAAAUCGUUCCAAUUCAUCUCUUCUUUGGACGAACGGCAAGUCUUGAAUUUAAAAACCCAAGCGCUAUGAAAUUCCCAAUUCGAUGCUCAGAAAAACCAACCCAAACCCUAAGAACUUGCAAGAAUUGCAAGACCCAAUUCGAUCCUGUGCUCAAUCACCCCAGGGCUUGUCGUUACCACACUGCUCAUUUUGGAGGAGAAACGAAGAGGAAGUUUGAGAGUGUGUACAUUGGUGGCACCUUGAACACCCCCGACUCUGGUAAAGUCUUUCAAUACUGGCACUGCUGCGGUUCUGAAGAUCCCUUUGACCCUGGAUGCACUGCUACUUCUCAUGCUUCCUAUGAUGACUGA